GGGGGGGGGGGGUAGAUGGAUGGAAAUACGCUUCGGCCACUCAGGGUGCUGGGUAGCCGCCAGACGGGGUGCCAAGAGGGGGUCGGGUGUGAUUGGUCAGCUCGUGAAGCACGGUUCAAAGCAUGGCGACUCGAAGCUUCUCCUCGAUCUCGCAAGACUCGGCGGCGCGUUGUACUGUACUUUCAGCAUGUUCUUUUUUUAAUCACUGAUGAGAGAGAGAGAGAGAGUGGAGCAUUUUUUUGAAGAUUUGAAAUACUGUGAUUCUCUUUCUAUCUGCUUGAGGCCCCAUAUGUGAGAUACGUAGUAGUAGAAGUGGUGGUUUACACAACUGAAUGCGCCUAAAAGGGUAUUCUAGUACAAAAACAAAUAGAUACAAUCAAAGUGAAGUGAAGUGAAAAAAAAAACAAAAGCCAAAAAAAAAGUGAAGAGAAGUGAAGAAGAAGACAAAAAAACAUUCAUAUCCCGGAACACCAGGGGUGCAAAAGACCCCUCCUUUCCUAUCCCUUCCUAGUCCCCAG
This is a messenger RNA of Mollisia scopiformis, 518 nucleotides long. RefSeq lists its product as uncharacterized. The transcript has a single exon. Lineage: Eukaryota; Fungi; Ascomycota; Leotiomycetes; Helotiales; Mollisiaceae. The record is from RefSeq and is a predicted model, not a curated record. Bases 20 to 202 code for a protein of 60 amino acids.